Molecule: messenger RNA, 378 nt
Organism: Protopolystoma xenopodis
Lineage: Eukaryota; Metazoa; Platyhelminthes; Monogenea; Polystomatidea; Polystomatidae
Source: the annotation of a GenBank genome assembly
AUGAUUCCCACAUUCACGUUUCCAUUUCAUUUGGCACAGCCAUGCUGCCAGUUUCCAACUGUCCCGGAUCUCAUCAGCUCCCCGGUCGGACUCGAGUCAAUGCCACAUCGGCACACACGAAAUCAGGUGAUCACAUUUCUUUUAUGCAAGACGACUGGUAGACUGGGAAGCUUUGUUGUCUCGAAGCCUACAGUUUUGACCCAACCGGCUUGGAUUGUGUUCCGCAAUUUUGCGUUUCAGCCCGUGUUGACUCUUAAUCUUAAGCCUCUUAUGGUCGGAAGUGAAGACGACCGGCUAGAACAAGGUGGCUUGACCUCUCAUUCGCGUGAUCCUAUCUUCAUUCUGCAUCGGAAUGUUGACUUGGUACCGAUCGCGUAA